UUAAGGGGUGACGCAACACAACUUCUGUAGAGUCCUGCCUUUUUUCACCAGCCUGUUGCUUUCCUGGUGGAUCCAGGUCGGUUUUUAUCGCGGACUUCAGUUUGACUUCCAAACUUCUGGGCUUGGGGUUCACUUCGGACUUAAUCCCCGCCUCCUGCAGGCUCCCCUCAGGGGCUGAGUCUCAGCGUUAGUGACAGCGAGUUCCCGGGCCUGCAGCUGGGGACAGAGAGGAAGAAUGAAGCCAUCCUGGCUGCAAUAUCGCAAAGUAACAGGCGCCGGGACUCUUGGGGCGCCCCUGCCAGGGUCCCCUUCAGCAAGAGGAGCCAGUGCAGCCAGAAGGGCUUUGGUGGCCGGUUUUGGGGCCCGGGGCUGCAGGGCCCUCGCUACCUACAAUGGUGGCGAGUACAAGACCCAUUUCGCAGCCUCUGUGGCCGAUCCCGAGAGAUUCUGGGGUAAAGCCGCUGAGCAGAUCAGUUGGUACAAGCCCUGGACCAAAACGCUAGACAGCAGAUAUCCGCCUUCCACUAGUUGGUUUGUGGAAGGGAUGCUCAAUAUUUGUUACAAUGCUAUUGAUCGGCACAUUGAAAAUGGCCAAGGGGAUAAGAUUGCAAUCAUCUAUGACAGUCCUGUCACAAACACCAAAGCAACUAUCACCUAUAAGGAAGUCUUGGAGCAGGUCUCUAGGCUGGCUGGUGUCUUGGUCAAGCAGGGUGUCAAGAAAGGUGACACUGUGGUCAUCUAUAUGCCCAUGAUCCCACAAGCCAUAUAUACCAUGCUGGCGUGUGCAAGGAUAGGAGCCAUCCACAGCCUCAUAUUUGGAGGGUUUGCAUCCAAAGAACUAAGCACCCGCAUUGAUCAUGCAAAGCCCAAGUUGGUUGUGACGGCAUCAUUUGGCAUUGAACCUGGAAGAAAGGUAGAAUACAUCCCGCUUAUAGAAGAAGCCCUGAGAAUGGGACAGCACAGACCAGACAGGGUUCUCAUUUACAAUCGUCCAAACAUGGAGAAAGUUCCUUUGAAGCCAGAUCGUGAUCUUGACUGGGAAGAAGAAAUGGCCAAAGCCCAGUCACAUGACUGUGUGCCUGUUCUCUCAGAACACCCGUUGUACAUUCUCUACACCUCUGGAACAACAGGGCUGCCUAAGGGUGUGGUUAGGCCCACUGGGGGAUAUGCUGUAAUGCUGAACUGGACAAUGUCUUCCAUAUACGGCCUCAAGCCUGGAGAGGUGUGGUGGGCAGCUUCUGAUUUAGGCUGGGUUGUUGGACAUUCCUAUAUUUGCUAUGGGCCUCUUCUACAUGGAAACACAACGGUUUUAUACGAGGGAAAGCCUGUGGGAACACCAGAUGCCGGCGCUUAUUUCCGCGUGCUUGCAGAGCAUGGAGUGGCUGCCUUGUUUACAGCACCGACUGCAAUUAGAGCCAUCCGUCAACAGGACCCUGGGGCAGCCUUGGGGAAGCAGUACUCUUUGACAAGGUUCAAGACACUGUUUGUGGCAGGGGAAAGGUGUGAUGUGGAGACCCUAGAAUGGUCCAAAAAGGUCUUCAGAGUCCCUGUUCUAGACCACUGGUGGCAAACAGAGACUGGAUCCCCAAUAACAGCGUCAUGUAUUGGAUUGGGUAACUCCAAAACACCUCCACCAGGGCAAGCAGGAAAAUGUGUUCCAGGAUACAAUGUUAUGAUUUUGGAUGACAACAUGCAAAAACUGAAGGCUCGGAGCUUAGGAAAUAUUGUGGUAAAGUUGCCGUUACCACCUGGGGCUUUUUCGGGACUCUGGAAGAAUCAGGAAGCUUUCAAGCAUUUAUACUUUGAGAAAUUUCCUGGAUACUAUGACACUAUGGAUGCUGGCUACAUGGAUGAGGAAGGUUACCUCUAUGUCAUGUCUCGGGUGGAUGAUGUAAUAAAUGUUGCAGGCCACAGGAUUUCUGCAGGUGCUAUUGAAGAGUCAGUCCUUUCGCAUGGCACUGUUGCUGACUGUGCUGUGGUUGGCAAAGAAGACCCUUUGAAAGGUCAUGUUCCUUUAGCCCUCUGCGUGUUGAAAAAAGAUAUAAAUGCAACAGAAGAACAAGUCUUGGAAGAAAUCGUGAAACAUGUUAGGCAGAGCAUUGGCCCUGUGGCUGCUUUUCGGAAUGCAGUUUUUGUCAAGCAGUUACCCAAAACGAGGUCUGGCAAAAUUCCACGGUCUACACUGUCUGCCUUGGUCAAUGGCAAGCCUUAUAAGGUAACACCUACUAUUGAGGACCCCAGCAUUUUUGGUCACAUAGAAGAAGUGCUGAAGCAGAGCUUGUGAUUUUUAUUUACUACGUCCAGUCAGUCUAUCUUCAUCUUCUAGCUGGAUUUGUUUAUCUUCGAUAAACACUUAAAAAUAUUUUCUAUAAACACUUAAAAAUUCAUUUUUAACUCAGAUGUGAGCCUUAGAAUUAAAUCAGUCUAAUAACCCAUGAAAGGGCUGUAUUUUAUGUUAUGUCAUGUUGUUAUGUCAUGUUAUGUGAGCCAGUUCAUAUUGUUACCUCUUCCCUGUAACAUGGAUCAUUAUAUGCUAUCUUGCAUAUUAAGGAACAUGUCUUUGGUGUACGUUUUUAUAAACUCAUGUGCCUUACAAACACAUUUCAGUUGAAAGCAUCUGUAAUAUAAGCACACUUCCAGGAGAUAAGAAUCAGCCAUACUUGAUCAAAAUCUAAAUUCAAAUCAGGUUCAAAAUAUAAUUUACAAUGUUACUAUGGAAACUCAAAAGUUUAAUGUUUUUAAGAUGACUACCUUGUUUACAAGUAAUUAUCUAAAGAUGAUUGUCUAAGCAACACACGGCCCAGAAUGGAGGAGUGUUGCUAGGUUCUCUAGCAACACAGGGCCCCAGAAUGGAGUACCAUUUCUAGGUUGUCUGUGAAUGGGUAAGGGGAGGCAAAUGUCUGGCAGAGAAACUAGACAGUUUUUCACCAAACCUCUUGUAGAAUGAAGGCUCCUCAAAUCCCCUAUCCAAGUUGAUUGUAUCUGUCUUGAUGCUUGCAUCUACCAAAGGCCUCAAGGAAAUGGCGUAGAAAUGGAAUGGAGUGGCAAAGGAAUGAUAUAAAAUAUAGGGAAGUUUUAGUCUUAUUCUAAAAAUCAGGAGACUUUCUAGAUAAUAUCAAUAUAUCAAUGAGUUCCUCCCAUUCUGGGUUGUAGGUUGGUUUUUUUUUUUUUUUUCAAGGUGACAUGUGUCCUAGGUUGGCCUCACAUCUACCAUAUGAGUGUGACUGUCUUGGAAGCCCUGGUCCUCUAACUUCUGGUUGCUUGGAUACUAUCGUACUGAGUUCCAAAUUAGCAAUUUUUUCUCUUAUGGGAUCGAACCCAGAGACUUCUGCACAUUAGACAAGCACUCUUCCACUGAGCUAUACUCUAGGAUAUCAAUGAAUUUAUGGUGAGGCCUUGAGCCAUAUAACCCAACACAGGAUUUUUUAAGAAUAUGAAGCCUUAAGUACUGGAAAUUAUGUUCCAUUGAGGAGGCAGCCAUAUUAGUCCCCAGAUAAAUAUGGCUCAGGUGGGAGACUGCACGAACCUCUGAGUUUCAAGAGAACCCCAAAUGUCUGCUUUUACUGCAAGUUUUAACUUUGAAUAAAUGUUAAUUCAUUUACAAAUUAUGCUCUAAAAUUUAUUUCCAUCUACACGUCUAUAAAAUGAUUGAGCCUUUUCAAAAACAUUAAAAAUGAGCCUUUAAUAAGGUUAUAGAAGUAUAUCCAUUAACUAGAGUAGAAAGAAAUAAUUAACUAGCUUAGAGCUCUACAUGUAUUAUUCAUCAGAGCAUAUAUUUCAAUCCAAAGAGUAUACUGUAAUCAUUGAAUCAUUGAAAGUUUUUAGCAUAAUUUCUCAAUUCUUCAGUUUUGGGGAAACAUUAUUAUGAAGAGCCCAAUAUUCUAACAGAAUCAUUUAAAUACAUGAAAUGCAGGAGGAGAGCAACAAAUUAGAAUUUACCUGUCAUAAAAUAAUGUGUAUUUUAUAUAAAAGCUCUCCUUUUAGGCCUCUUUGGACUGCUGUGUAGAUAACAGGUGACUUCUCAAAGAAAACUUUUACUGAUUAAACUACCUUCUUCAUUGAUAAAUCUGAAAAAAAAUCUUUAUUCUCUUUAAUUGUUUUGGUACCAUGAGUUAAACCAACUGGAUAUAUAUAUAUAUAUAUACAUAUAUAUAUAUAUAUAUAUUAUUAUUAUUACUGGAACCUGUUCAGUUCUUUGAAUUUCCCAUUGCAUGUGUAAAUUUUAUACAUUAUCAAGACUAUAGGGUUUAAAAUCAUUAUUAUUUUUAAUAUGUUAGCAUUAUGACACAGUUCAUUAUAUUCCCCCACUUGAGUCAGAUAUUUUAACUGAAUUCAUAUUUUUUUGUUUGCAAGAUACAAACUCAGGCAAAUCUAAGGACUGAAGGAUUUUUAUCUUCAGAUCAUUUGUAGAUAUUCCUCUUUAACAGAUCUGAAGGACCUCAGCAAACAGGCCUGCAUUAUUUUUCAAUUGUGGGAAUCUAAGAACAAAAAACAAAUAAGCAAAAAACAGCCAAGUGCAUUACACUUUGGAUGGAGCUGUUUCUUAUAUUUCAGUAAGGAACUUCUCCACUACAGUCCAGAGAGAGUGGUCACACUCAUGUGGCUAAAAUGGAGAAAUGAAAUAUAUAACAUACGCAUCAGACAGUUUACAAUUUGGGGAGAAAAUUAAAUAACUUCUUAUUUUAAGUCUCAUUAUACUUUUUUUGCCAAAUUUCAGCUGAAGUUUUUUUAAUUGGGUGUGUCUUUGAUAGCAAUAAUACAAUCUACAAAAUGUGACCAUACUUCUAUUUACCUAAAUUGGUUCUGUGUGAUCUUGUAUUUUAUGAAAUUUUUAAAUUUGUAAAACAUUUGAAAAUAAAAAUAAAAGUACUUUUAGUAACUAAA
Molecule: messenger RNA, 4884 nt
Organism: Arvicola amphibius (Eurasian water vole)
Lineage: Eukaryota; Metazoa; Chordata; Mammalia; Rodentia; Cricetidae
Gene: Acss3
Product: acyl-CoA synthetase short chain family member 3
Exons: 16
Coding region: 236-2284 (682 amino acids)
Source: RefSeq, a predicted model, not a curated record